Rotaria sp. Silwood1 is the source of this 1158-nucleotide messenger RNA. NCBI's taxonomy places the organism in Eukaryota, Metazoa, Rotifera, Eurotatoria, Philodinida, Philodinidae. The record is from the annotation of a GenBank genome assembly.
AUGGAUAAGCCACAAAUUAUUUUACAUAGUCAAAAGUCUGUUAAUUAUACAGUAUUUGAUGUUAAAUGGAUUCCAACAUCAGCAAAAUUUAUUUCACUUGGUAAUCAUGCACGUGGAACAGGUGCCUUGGAUAUAUUUGAAAUAACACAUGGAGAUAUUGCACUUAUAUCACAAUAUGAAAAACCUUCAGCUUUUAAAUGUGGAACCUUUGGAGCUUCACCAACACGAGAAAGACGACAUUUAGCAACAGGAAAUUUUGAUGGUUAUAUUCAAGUUUGGGAUUUGGAAAAAAUUGAUAAACCAAUUUAUUCAGUCAAAGGUCAUAAAGAAAUAAUAAAUGCUAUUGAUGGUGUUGGUGGAUUAGGUAUUGGUGAAGGUGCGCCAGAAAUAGCAACAGCUAGUCGAGAUGGUACAGUACAUAUAUGGGAUACAAGACAAGCUGAUGCAGCUGUAGCUAGUAUGGAACCAGCUGAAGGUGAAACAAAACGUGAUUGUUGGGCAGUUUGUUUUGGAAAUGCCUAUAAUACCAGUGAACGAGUUGUUUGUGCUGGUUAUGAUAAUGGAGAUGUGAAAUUAUUUGAUUUAAGAACAAUGUCUCUUCGAUGGGAAACAAAUAUUAAAAAUGGGGUAUGUUGCUUAGAAUUUGAUAGAAAAGAUAUCGAAAUGAAUAAACUUGUUGCAACAACAUUAGAAAGUAAAAUACAUGUAUUUGAUAUGAAAACUCAACAUAAUGAAAAAGGUUUUGCAUCUGUUGUGGAAAAAGCUCAUAAUUCUACUGUUUGGCUUGGUCGACAUUUACCACAAAAUCGUGAUAUAUUUAUGACAUGUGGAGGUUCAGGUUCAUAUUAUCUUUGGAAAUACAUGAUAUUUUUAGGAGAUAUUCAACAGCAAGGACCAAAAACAGCUGUAUAUCCUCAUUUUAAAACUUCAAUUGUUUUUUAUUUAAAAGCUAAUUAUCCAGAAAACCGUGUUAUGACCCAAUCUGAUAAAACUGAAAUGGGUGUAGCUGGUACUUUAACUCUUCUUCAAAACAUUGGCUUAUCAAGUCAACCAGCAAGUGGUUUUGAUUGGAGUCUAGAUAAGGCUGGCUUAGCUUGUACAUCAGCAUUUGAUCAAACAGUUCGUGUUUUAAUAACAACAAAAUUAAAUACAAUAUAA